GUUAUUCAUUACAAAGCCUGAUCCCUCUAUUCAAAUAUAUUUCGAUGCCAGUCAGGCAAUUUCAUAUUAGUAUUUCGAUGGCCGGAGUUCGGUUUAUAAGGGUCGUGCAUCCGUUCAGGCUUCUCGCUCUCUGUUCCCCCUUGGUUUCCUGUUCCCUACAUUCUACCACUCCUUGUCACCCGUCACCGAGCUUUCGCUUGUAUCAUCUUUGGAAACGAGCCUACGACACAUACUAUUCGAGGAACCCGCCUGCGCGCUCUAAUGGUUUAUCAAUCGGGACAACGAAGCUCUGCGUCAGAUUACACAGUCUCGGAGGCCCCUGGUGCAAUGUCUGAGCAGAAGAUCGAGACGGAGAAGUCGCGGUAUCCGGAGAGGGAUGGGGUACCUUGGUUUUCAGAGUCGUUCUUCUCGAAUCAUGCGGUUAUGGGGAAAGCGCGCAGACUCUACUUUAUCAUCCUUGCCAUGACCAGUUUCCUCAUCAUUUUUGUUAUUCUUGCGUUGAUGUCGAUAUAUUGGGGAGCCCUGUGGAAUACCACUAAAUAUGUGCAUAAUGUGAAGGGAUGGAUCAUUGAUUAUGAUGGGGGUGAAAUUGGUCAAUAUUUUACACAAGCAUUGAACUCCACAAAUGGGCCAGUAGAUACCAUGACAUGGAUCGUGCAGUCGGCAUCAGACAUCUCCAACGACACAGAAAAUUUGAUUGACCUGGUAGUCCAGGAGCACGCAUUUGUCAUCGUGUCCAUCAAUGCUGGUGCCACAGACAAGCUGAACGCCGCCGCUUCUUCCGCGGAUUCAUCAUAUAAUGGUUCACUUGCUAUUACCGUAUUCACUGAGGAGGCUCGAAAUGAGAACGCAUACCGCUCAGUCAUUUCGCCAAUAGUAUCGGGUUUAAUGGAUUCAUUCGCGGCCAACUUUGCCACGCAGUAUGGACAGCGACUUGCAUCAUCUAGCAGCAUCAACGCCACCAGGCUACUAGCAAAUUCCCCUGGAGUCAUCACCAAUCCCGCUGGAUACACUAUCUACAAUACUAGACCAUUUGACAUCCCUGUGGCCACAGCAGUCGACUUCGUCGGCCUUAUCUAUCUGCUCAUCGUCUCUUUUGUCAUCUCUUUACAACACUAUGGCGCUCGACAAGCGACGGGGCUUGAAUAUCGUCUCACAACGCGCUCCCUCGUCCUAACUCGUAUUGCGGUCCCUAUCACCAUGUACUUCUAUCUCUCUGCAUUCUUCUCCAUGUUGAGUUUGGCAUUCCAAGUGCCAUUCGACAGAGUAUUCGGUCACUCUGGUUUCGUGAUUUACUGGAUGCUUUCAUGGGUGGGAAUGUGCGCCCUGGGGCUCGCCGUGGAAGCCAUGUUGACCAUCCUCACCAUCCGGUUCAUUCCGUUCUUUUUGAUUCUCUGGAUCAUCUCCAACGUCUCGGUAGCCUUCUUCCCACUUCAACUUCUUCCCGGCGUUUUCAGAUACGGUUACGCUUUCCCCUUCUGGAACGUUUCAAGAGCCGUCCGCGCCAUCGUUUUUGGCACGAGGAAUCAACUGGGACUCAACUUUGGCAUACUCAUCGCAUGGGCGGCUCUUUCAUGCUGCACGAUUGCGGUCUUCCAACACUUUGUUCACCGGAAAACGAUUGGUGAGCACGAGGCGAAGUGGUUGAAAGAGGACAAGGACACCGAAGCAUAGUGCAGAGGAGACUUGGUCUGCCGACUCUCGAGUUGUCAAUGAGAAGAGAUGAUCUUGUGGAGGGCUACAACUAUGUUCACUCAACCUAUGACAACCAGAUUCCUUA
Stereum hirsutum FP-91666 SS1 is the source of this 1780-nucleotide messenger RNA. RefSeq lists its product as uncharacterized. The coding region runs from base 262 to 1674 and encodes 470 amino acids. The record is from RefSeq and is a predicted model, not a curated record. Gene Ontology annotation, cellular component: membrane. The transcript is spliced from 12 exons. Lineage: Eukaryota; Fungi; Basidiomycota; Agaricomycetes; Russulales; Stereaceae.